This is a messenger RNA of Chiloscyllium plagiosum (whitespotted bambooshark), 2425 nucleotides long. The record is from RefSeq and is a predicted model, not a curated record. Lineage: Eukaryota; Metazoa; Chordata; Chondrichthyes; Orectolobiformes; Hemiscylliidae.
GGUUGUUUGUUGCCGAGUGGGGUCGAGUGUUGUAUGUGUGUGAGGAGUGUGUUUUUUUUCUCUCAUUCUCUCCGUUCCCCCCACCUUUCUGUCUCUCCCUUUCUCUCUAGACUGGCGAUUUAACAGUGGGCUUGUGUGUGUGUAUAUAUAUAUAUUGGGCAGGAGGAGGGGAGGUAUUCAGCCUUUCGUCGGCGGCCGCCCCGUCGAGCGUUGCUCGAAUGCCGAAGAAGUCAAGCCGGGGCGGACAUCGGGCGAGUGGCCCUGGCCUGUGAGGCGCACUCUGCUUUGGUUGACAGCGCUUUCUUCCUUUUUUUCCCCUCUACCCCCUCGCUCUUGAAGCUCUUACACAGGACGGGUGUGUGAAGGGUGACUUUCUUGCUUCAAUCGGCGAAUUGACACAUUUCGAAUCAACAUGAAGGCGAUCGAUGAGCCUCCAUAUCUGACAGUUGGAACUGACGUGAGUGCGAAAUACAGAGGAGCAUUCUGUGAAGCCAAGAUCAAGACAGCGAAAAGACUUGUCAAAGUUAAGGUCACUUUCAAACAUGAUUCUUCAACUGUGGAAGUGCAAGAUGAUCACAUCAAAGGUCCACUCAAGGUAGGAGCUGUUGUUGAAGUGAAGAACCCUGAUGGAACAUGCCAAGUAGCUGUAAUCAAUAAGCUGACUGAUGCAAGUUGGUACACUGUAGUUUUUGAUGAUGGCGAUGAGAGAACACUGAGACGGACUUCGCUCUGCCUGAAAGGGGAGAGGCACUUUGCAGAGAGUGAGACACUUGACCAGUUGCCUCUUACUAAUCCAGAACACUUUGGCACCCCUGUGAUUGGAAAGAAAUCUAACCGGGGAAGAAGGUCCAAUCCACUAUAUAAAGCUGAAAGUAGCAGCUCAAAGUGUGACCGUCCUGUUCAAUUAAAAAGUCCUGAUGAUGAAGAAGAGUCAUCUUCAUCCAGUGAUGAGGAUGAUGAAGAAAGAAGAUUAAAUGAUGAACUAAUUGGUAAAAUUGUCUGUGUGGAGUGUGCAAAUGGAGACAAAAGGAAGACCUCACGGUACCCAGCUUUGGUAAUUUCUCCAGACUGCAGUGAUGAAGUCACAGUGAAAAAGGACAGCGUGUUGGUUCGUUCUUUCAAGGACGGCAAAUUGGUGGCUGUACCCAGGAAGGACAUUGCAGAAUUUAACAGCGAGAUGGCCUCAAAAUAUGAUACAGCAAUGAAGGAAGCAUUGGAUCAAGCUUUAGAGUUCUUGAAGAGUGGUGCUAUCCCCAAUAAUUGGAAGACUGAGCUGAAAGAAGAGAGCUCAAGCAGUGAUGAAGAGGGACGUGAUGAAGAAGAGAGCAGUGAGGAGGAGGAAGAGGUGGAACCUUUUCCAGAGGAAAAGGAGAAUUUUCUACAACAACUAUACAAGUUCAUGGAGGACAGAGGUACUCCAAUCAACAAACGUCCUGUGCUUGGAUACAGGGAUUUGAAUUUAUUCAAGCUGUACAGACUUGUACGUGAACUGGGCGGAUUUGAUAGUAUUGAAAGUGGUGCUGUGUGGAAGCAGGUCUAUCAGGAUCUAGGAAUCCCUGUGAUGAAUUCUGCGGCGGGUUACAAUGUGAAAUGCGCAUACAGAAAAUACUUGUGCGGUUUUGAGGACUAUUGCAAGUCAGCUAACAUUCAAUUUUCCACAUCACUGCAAGAGAAUGUUCAAAAAGAAAAAGAGAAGAAAGAAUGUGAAAAAGAUCAUGGCAACCUUGAUCAUAAAGAGGAGAAAGAAAAGGUCGAAAAUGCUAAACGAGCAACAGUUGAACUUGAAAAUGAGAGUGAAUGCAAAAGCAUUCAUGAUGAUGAUGAUGAUGAACUAAAGGAUCAGGAAACAAAAUCACUGAAGACGCGAAAGAAGUAUCCAUCGGAAAUUCCAGUACAGAUUCCAGACUCCAGAAAAGACAGCAGCAAAGUGAAAACUGAAGACUGUGAAGAAAGCAAAGGAAAUCAAAUCAAUAGUGUGAAAGACUUUACCAGAUGUAAAACUGAAGAGUUAAAAACAGAAAAAUUGGAAAAUAAUGGAAAACAGGGAGACGAAAGCAGUAAAGAGGAUGAGGAAGAUGAAGAGGAUGAGGAAAAUGAAGAGGAGGAAGAUGAUGAUGAAGAGAGGGAAGAGGAGGAGGAGGAGGAAGAAUUUGAGUGCUAUCCAGCAGGAAUGAAAGUUCAAGUGAGAUAUGGUCGAGGAAGAAACCAGAAGUUGUAUGAAGCGAGCAUUAAAGAUUGUGAUGUAGAGGGUGGAAUGGUCCUGUACCUGGUGCAUUACUGUGGCUGGAAUGUGAGGUACGAUGAAUGGAUUAAGGCAGAAAAAAUAGUGCGACCUGCAGACAAAAAUGUCCCAAAAAUUAAACACAGAAAGAAAAUAAAGGUAAGCACAGUGGCAUGUGGCCAUCCUUAGCCAGACAGCUAAGGU